Molecule: messenger RNA, 1757 nt
Organism: Lycium barbarum (goji berry)
Lineage: Eukaryota; Viridiplantae; Streptophyta; Magnoliopsida; Solanales; Solanaceae
Product: serine/threonine-protein phosphatase 7 long form homolog
Exons: 5
Coding region: 24-1757 (577 amino acids)
Biological process (GO): meristem maintenance; meristem development
Source: RefSeq, a predicted model, not a curated record
CAUUUUUUUUUUUUGUAUAAGGUAUGGAGUUUCCACGGGUAUGCGUACAUCCGGGGCCAGAAGUGUACGAUGUGUUAACACUCCAGGAGAAGCAUCGAUCAGAGGCUGUGUGGGAUGGUUCCUUGAGAGGACCGACCGGAUGCCUGUUUCCUCGCCGCGCGGAUACUGAAUUUUGGAAGCAUGUGAGGCGUCAUCCUUUUCAUCCUCGCAUCCUUGACUACUUUGGCCUGUGUGGAUUUAGGGGAGUAAUAGAGGUAGGAUGUGUAUCAUAUGAUUGGGCAGUCAUCACUGCACUUAUAGAGAGAUGGCGUCCUGAGACGCACACCUUUCAUCUGCGUACAGGUGAGGCGACCAUCACAUUACAAGAUAUCGAGGUCAUGUUUGGCUUGGUUGUUGAUGGUUAUCCCUUGAAUAAUCUUAAUGCUAGAUAUAUCGAUAUUGGUGGGUGGCAACAAUUGAUCCAUGAGCUUACUGGUUGGGCACCCGGUCUGGAUUGUUUUAAUGGUGUUAGUAGGUUACAAGUACAUAAAUUAAUUGAAUAUAUUAGAGGCUUAGAUGAUAUUACAGAUCAGACCCCAGAAAUUGAUGUGCAACAGCGGGUUAGGUUGUACUUGCUAUGGCUUUGUGGCGGCACGAUAUUUCCAGAUAAGUCCGGUGACUUACUGAAUUUAGAUUAUUUGCUUGACAUGCGUGACCUUAGAGCAAUGAAUGAACAAGCUUGGGGAGCGGCUGCAUUGUCAUAUUUGUAUACUUGUUUAUGCCGUGCUUCGUUGAGGAAAGCGAAGGAUGUGUGUGGAUUCAUUUCCUUAUUGCAGGUUUGGGCUUGGGAGCGCAUUAUACCGAUGCAGCCACCAUGCAGGGCUCUUCCGCCACACACGGCUCUUGCACGAAGGUGGACUCAUCGUAAAUCCCACGAAAAUGAGGCACGUGAUGUUUUACCCAUAUGUAGGGAUGUAUUGGACAACCUAAUAGAUGGCCAGUUUGUGUGGCAGCCUUAUUCAGAGGCCAUCAUCAACAGACUCCCUGAGUGGUGUCUGCGUGGCCGAGAUAUUUGGAUGGCGAAAGUUCCCCUUAUUUGUGGGAUCUAUCGAGAGUGGCACAUGGUAGACCGCGUUCUCAGACAGUUUGGUAGGAAGCAACAUAUUCCGGGUCCAUGUGCAGAGAUUGAUCCUUUUCAUUACAAACGUGACAAGCGGUAUGCUAUAAAAGUGGAGGAUCAAGAAUAUUUUACAGAAACAGACUUUUUGUGGGGAAAUCGUCGAGAUAGUUUAAUUCAGGCCGAGUAUGAAACUCAAGAUCCACAGUCACUAUCAGAGUAUUUUUGUUGGUAUCGACGUCACUCGCGCACUUUCAUAGGAAAUCCUGCGCAUAAAGUGGAUAGAGGAUAUCAACACAUGGCAGGCAGGAAUGAGGCACUAGCUUUAGGACAUCAAGAAUCAUACAGGUUGGCUCAGCAGACUAUCCAAGAUCCAACCAAGUCUAAUGAAGUGAAGGAAAUAGCAGAGAUGUUUAGCCACAUUAAUACAGAGUCCAUGGCUGCUGCCUCUCUGGGGACGAUAUUGAGUUUCGCUCCAUAUUAUACACCACCGGCAGAGUAUGUUGAGCCGCCUACUAUGCAAGUGCCUCGCCAUCAACGUCCUAAUGUACCAAGACCUGCGGCGCGUGGUAGAGGACGCCAAUCAGGUAACAGACGGGGUCGAACUCCCGUGGAUCACCAGUUGGUUGAUGAGGAAGAGAUGAUGAUUCAUAUCACCUAA